This is a messenger RNA of Aaosphaeria arxii CBS 175.79, 2262 nucleotides long. RefSeq lists its product as uncharacterized. NCBI's taxonomy places the organism in Eukaryota, Fungi, Ascomycota, Dothideomycetes, Pleosporales. Gene Ontology annotation, biological process: regulation of DNA-templated transcription. The record is from RefSeq and is a predicted model, not a curated record. Gene Ontology annotation, molecular function: sequence-specific DNA binding; DNA-binding transcription factor activity. Bases 1 to 2262 code for a protein of 753 amino acids. The transcript has 2 exons.
AUGUCCUCACGAAAGAGACGCGCUCCGGGUGCAUCGCCGCAGCUAUCGCAACCCCAGAACAACUCCAUGUUUACUCAGCAAGAUGCGGAUCAGUUUAUGAACAACUGGGUGGAUCCUUCUGCGGGAGCUGAUAUAACGCCCGCAUUCGGCGAUCCAUCUCUCUACGACUUUUCAGGCAUGGGAACAAGCUCUGGCCCAUCUUCUCAUAAUCGCAUAGUGUCGUUGGAUGGCCUAGAUAACAGCACGGCCACGGACUCAGCCUUCACGGGACAACUUGUCCGACGAAACCCAAAUCAACAGAUUGCCGCGCGAGGGCGAACACCAUGGGACAACUUCAACAACGCGAAUCCUGGGCAGUGGGAGGGUGCGGAAGAGGAAGACGACGACGAACUGGAACAAAAGGCUCUUCUGGCGCGGAAAGAUGCUCAAACUAAGCGAAAGCAAAUUCCGCCAUUUGUCCAGAAAUUGAGCAGCUUUCUUGACAACAACAAGAACACAAAUCUUAUCCGAUGGUCUGAUGACGGUAACUCAUUUAUCGUGCUGGAUGAGGAUGAAUUCGCCAGAACCCUCAUCCCAGAACUCUUCAAGCACAACAACUAUGCCUCUUUCGUUCGGCAGCUCAAUAUGUAUGGCUUCCACAAGAAAGUAGGCCUGUCCGACAAUUCUAUGAAGGCUAGUGAAGCGAAGGCCAAAGCGCCUAGCGAAUACUACAACAAAUACUUCAAGCGUGGCCGAUCUGAAUUGCUUUGGCUCAUUCAGAAACCUAAGAAUCCGUCCGGAGCGCCGAAACGGAAGCGAGAAGAUGAAGGCAAACAAGGAGACAGCGACGACGAGCGCAAAUUCACACAAGAUCCUGGCGUUGCCUACGGCGAGGACGGGCUCACACUUAGGAACAAUCAAGAUAUGGCCUUGAUACCGAGGGCGGAGUACAACAGCUUGAGGAGCGAGGUCCGCACACUGCAGCAACAGCAGAAGGUGAUAUCGAAUGUCCUGGCGCAAAUCAGACGGCAGAAUGAUCAGCUGUACCAACAAGCCACGGCAUUCCAGACUCUCCAUGAUCGGCAUGAGAACUCCAUAAAUGCAAUCCUCACCUUCCUGGCUACCUUCUACAACCGGACGUUGGAAGGCAAUAACAAUGGCCCCAAUCUUGCGGAUAUCUUUGGCCCCUCAAUGGCACCGCAGCAGUCUCAUGGUAGUGUCGUGGACGUGGGGGACUACCCGGAACCCACUAUCGACAAAUCUCCCCAAAUGCCGCGACCACCUAGACGUCCUCUUGCCCUGCUACCUGCGCCGAUGGUCAAGGAAUCCAUGACCCCAACAGACCGAGCUGCCACUAUCAGUCCUUCCAAUCGGCCUACGCCGAACAUCAAUGUUCCAAAAACUGCAGCACGGCAGACUGCAACGCGAUCGCCGGUUCCACCACCACAAACCAUCAAUCAGCAACAGACUAAAAAUGCAAGCAAUGUUACCCAACCCUCGCCUCCUUUCUUGAAAGUGGAGACCGAGUCGCCCACUCCAAAUCUUGGGCAAGUACCGGAGAAUGAUGAGAUCAUGUCUGCCAUUCAGAAUGCAAAUGCAAAUGCCAGCCAAUCGGCCAGCCAGACGCCUCAAUUCGAUUUCCCAGCGGCACUUGCCAAUUACCAAGCUCAAGAUGGACAUGUUCCCUUGACCCAACAACAACGGAACGAUGUCUUGUCUAUGAUGGCCAACAAUGCAUCGGCCGCUUCUCCUAACUCGACGCUUGCCCAGAAUUCGAACAAUGCGAUGGUUUCGCCUCAACCCCCAGCCAUGCCUGAUCUUAGUCAAUUUGAAGCUACCCAGCAGCAACUUGACCUUCUCCAAAAGAUGUCCGAGGAGCAAGGGUCGCGUGUGCAAAGUCUACAGGAGCGCCUGCAGCCGCUGUCACCCAGCGGGUCAAUCCCUGGCCUGGAUGGUGGAUACUUCAAUAGUGCUGUAGGCGACCCAGGGCAAUUCGACCUGGACCUCGAUCCUUUCAUCCCCAAUGAGGACUACAUGACAUCGAAUGCGCACAAUGGCGACAAUAUCAAUGCCCCUGAUCUCGACAUUCCUGAUCUUUACAACCAACUUGAUAGUGCUGCUUCAGGCAUUGACGUUCCAGGAGCGAAUGAGGACCUCUUGGGUUUCGACGAGGCCACGCGGAACCGCGUGGAAAGUGUGAGCUCAUCUGCGGCGUCUCCUGCAGUGACAGUAGAAGAUGCUGACGACGAUAAUGGCAGGAGUCCGAAACGGAGGAGGAGGUAA